UGCAAACCCAACUUCACUUCAAUUUCUCCAACGUCAUGCACUCAUGGCCUUUAAAUUCACCCCCUCUGCACCUCCUCUUCUCAUUUUUUACUUGCUACCAACAAACCAUACACUCUUAUCAACUUAGGCAUGGUUUGCAUUCCUAAGGACUUGUCGAAAACCCGAAAACAGGUCAUGGAGGAGUUUGAGAUUUCCAGCAGGAAAAGAAAGCGCGAGGUUGAGCUUGAGCAGCCUGGUGAGGCUGUUGAAAGGCCUUGCAAGGAGAGGAACCUGAUGAAACCCAUGUUUGAUAUCAAGAAGUCGCUCCGCGAGGCUCCCUUGCCUUUGGAGUGGCAGCGGUGUCUUGAUAUUAAGUCAGGUCAGCUAUACUUCUACAACACAAAGACUCAUAAGAGGACAUAUAGUGAUCCCAGGAUGAGCACCGAGCCGCCUCCUGAUUCCGGCUGCAUGAGCUUAGACCUUAAACUCAACCUGAAUUAUGGUUCAGCUGGAAAAAAACAUGAUGAUGACAAUCACAGCUCCAGCAAAACCUCCAGACCAUCCGAUGAUCUGUUCGUGGACUUGCACGGGGACAAUUUCACGAGCAGUCUCAAACGAUAUCCGUCGUGGUUGACAAUCGAAGGGGAUCAGAGGGAAAUGGUGACUGCAGUGUGCAAGAAGUGUCACAUGCUGGUGAUCAUGUGCAAGUCUUAUCCAACAUGUCCCAACUGCAAAUUUGUGCAUCCACAAAACUAAAAGACUCUUUCGAGCCUUGUUCUUAGGAGCUGCAGAGGCAUUGCAGGGGAUAUAAACUAGUUCUAAGGCUCCAUGCAUCUUGAUCAUGAAGAGAUAUAAACAGAGGAAGUCUACUAUAAUUAUGUAAUUAAAUGUACUAGCACUACUAGUAUUUGCAGGAUAUAAAAAUAAAUUUUGUAAAUGUUGUGCUACUCUGCUAAGGAAUAGUUAGUUUACUAUAAUUUGAUGCCCCUGUGAUCUAAUUGAAUUAAUUUCGACUCGGGCCAUAUUUAACUUA
This is a messenger RNA of Daucus carota subsp. sativus, 1012 nucleotides long. Its product is annotated as protein CURLY FLAG LEAF 1. Gene Ontology annotation, molecular function: protein binding. The transcript has 2 exons. The record is from RefSeq and is a predicted model, not a curated record. The coding region runs from base 130 to 735 and encodes 201 amino acids. NCBI's taxonomy places the organism in Eukaryota, Viridiplantae, Streptophyta, Magnoliopsida, Apiales, Apiaceae.